AAACAUUCAGCAGCACAAAGCUACCGUCAAUACCAUUGCCACGGAACGCGGUUUCACAGGUGGCCAUGGUGAUAGCGACGGGCCUUAAGACUCAGAGCUACGGAAGACGGCGACCAAAUGUGGGUUUUGGAUUGGUCGCAUUGAUGCUUUGGAGCGUUGCGCGGUGUGGUGUUGACCUCGUGUUUUGCGCGGUGAGCAGACAACCGCCACGAGUUCCAGAGGUAGCGCUGCACGCAGCCAGCAAGGACACCUUCGAUCCUUGGACUGUUCUGAAGAUAUCUCCAGAUGCAGGCGUCGAGGAGGCCAAAAAAGCUUACAGAAAGCUGGCAGCAAAGUACCAUCCGGACGUAGAUCCAUCUCCGAAGGCUUAUGAAAUGUUUCAGAAGUUGGUUCGCGCAAAUGCAGUCAUUACCGGCGAGGACAAAGGCCUGGAUGAAACCACAUUGCUUAACAAUGCAGCGAACAACUUGCGUGACAAUAUCGAAUAUCAGAAAGAAAGGAUCGAAAAAUUGAAGAAGGAGGCUGCAGCAGAAGAGCAAAGAGUUCAGGAAAUGCAGGAGCAGCAGAAGAAAGUGGAAGAAAAGCGCGACCAGGUCAGCGGUGAGCUUGGACUUCUUGGGGGCAGUGUGCUUGGAUUGAUCGCUGGCGGUCCAACAGGCCUCAUCCUUGGGGCCAUUGCAGGGAUUGCUCUGGGCAAGCGCACUGACAGCGUUGGCAAGGUCAUUCGUGGUGCUGGAACUGUUGUGAAAGGAGUUUUCGAUGCUGUGCAGAAAGCGGCCGGCAAGAGUCAAGAAUGAUUUAGAGUGAUUGUCUUGCAACUCUUGCUGGACGCUAGCAUUUCCACAACACAUGGUCUUCCCAGCUUGAUUAUAAGCGUCAUUUUUUGCAGAGUUGGCAAACUCAGCUGU
This is a messenger RNA of Cladocopium goreaui, 908 nucleotides long. NCBI's taxonomy places the organism in Eukaryota, Dinophyceae, Suessiales, Symbiodiniaceae. The record is from the annotation of a GenBank genome assembly.